Vigna unguiculata (cowpea) is the source of this 1919-nucleotide messenger RNA. RefSeq lists its product as uncharacterized. NCBI's taxonomy places the organism in Eukaryota, Viridiplantae, Streptophyta, Magnoliopsida, Fabales, Fabaceae. The record is from RefSeq and is a predicted model, not a curated record. Gene Ontology annotation, molecular function: protein binding.
GAAAAGCCCAGGCCCAGCAGUCCAUCGACGCUGUCUUCUUUCUCGUGGUGUUAGGGUAUGCAAUAUGCAGAGUUCCAUAUUCCACCUCUCAUUUUCUUCACAAUCACUCACCGCUCACCAAUACACUUCUUCAGGGCUAAAUUAUGGCGCGAUUCGGUGGCUUGUAGAUUUUGGGAGUUGCUUUCACUUAAUACUAGUUGAAGGGGGCUGAAUAGUGAAUACAAGACAGAUGGUUUAUAUGGCAGCAUCUGUAAGGGGGAUUCAUAAACUCUUAUCCUCCUCCCGGAUUGAAAAACUAGUUUCUCUUUCACGUUCCAAACAACAUCUGCCACCGUGGGUUGAGAUUGUGCGCCAUUUUAGCUUUACCGAUGAUUUCAGUGGCAGAAGCAAACAUUCUACUGGGGAACGUGAUGAUUUUCUUCGUCAACAGUCGGACUCAAGUUUUGAAGACAAUGGUGGCAAGCGAAUCCAUGAGGCAUAUAAUGUUGAACAGGGAUUGUCAGAUUCAAUUCCAAGUAGGCCUUUGAGAGGUAGGAAGCCAAUUAAUCAGCCUCCUCCACGUUUCCGAGAAUCUGGUAGAGGUUCCUUUCCUCCAAGAUUUGAUGACAGCCAUGGUGCGCCUGGUGCUUUGGACAACUCAAAUAAAUCUUCCAAAAUUGAUCUUGCAUUUCAGGGCAUGAAUGUGGCAGAAACAAAUAAGGAUUUGGGGCAAUCAGGAGACAAUUUCCUUGACAAAUUCAAGCUUGCUUUUGAUGAUAAAGCAGUUAAUCAGUCAGAGGCUGCUGCAAGCAAGCAAUCUGAAGAAGCAAAGUGGUCAGAUUCCAAUCCAAAUGCUCAAGAGCCUGUGCCACAAGAUGCUGAUGAGAUAUUCAAGAAGAUGAAGGAGACUGGCCUUAUCCCUAAUGCUGUGGCUAUGCUCGAUGGUCUAUGUAAAGAUGGUCUGGUUCAAGAAGCCUUGAAACUUUUUGGUUUGAUGCGGGAGAAGGGAACUAUUCCAGAGAUUGUCAUAUACACAGCAGUAGUGGAGGGAUACACAAAGGCCGACAGGGCUGAUGAUGCGAAAAGGAUUUUCAGGAAGAUGCAGAGUAGUGGCAUUUCUCCCAAUGCUUUCAGUUACACAGUCCUUAUACAAGGACUCUACAAGUGUAGAAGAUUACAGGAUGCUUUUGAAUUUUGUGUGGAGAUGUUAGAAGCGGGCCACUUACCAAAUGUGACAACUUUUGUAGGCCUGGUGGAUGGUUUCUGCAAGGAAAAAGGGAUUGAAGAAGCUAAGGAUGCUAUCAAAACAUUAACUGAAAAGGGCUUUGCUUUUGAUGAGAAAGCUGUUAGGCAGUUUUUGGACAAGAAAACACCAUUUUCACCCUCUGUUUGGGAGGCGAUUUUUGGGAAGAAAGCCCCGCAGAGACCAUUUUAAAUAUUUUUCAUACCAUGAAACAAGAAGUAGAAGCUGUGAUCUAAGGAGACAGACUUGACCGAUUUGUGAUGAAUCCAGAAACGCAAUAGUGUUUCCUAUCUGAUGCUGAUGGCAAUUGUGGCGAAAUCAAACAUUCAAUGGAAACACUAGGGAUCAGCUCCUGUUCUUAUGGCUCCUUGCUUCACUUUUAGAGUAUCUCACUUGUGUAGUUUGUUGCACACUUUUGGUAGCUUUGGGGUAAGAUACACACUGAUACAUCAUUCUUUAGAAUUCCAAAAUUUUGUGCUAAGGUUCAUCAGUUUUUAUCUGAACUGUAAAGCGCAUAGAAAGGCUCUUACUCUGUUUCUGAAUGCUUGUUGUGGAUCAAGGCUCUGUUUGAUUCCUUGAUCUUCGUGGGCUUUCCUGUACUACCUCAUGAACAUACCGGUGUGAUCUUGGAUGGAUUAUUGAGGUAGUGUGAUGUUUGUUAUGGCUUUCAUCAACAGUAUAAUGGACCCGUUUACUG